Molecule: messenger RNA, 324 nt
Organism: Hyaloperonospora brassicae
Lineage: Eukaryota; Oomycota; Peronosporomycetes; Peronosporales; Peronosporaceae
Source: the annotation of a GenBank genome assembly
AUGGAGCAGAUCAUGCAGAUGCAGGACGAUAUCCACAAGCUCAAGAAGCUCAUGGACUCGGUGUUUGAAAAGAUCGAAAACCAGUCGGACCAGAACCCGUACGACACGAUGGACGCCUAUUCGGACAAGGACCGAAUCGUCGAGAUGCUCAAUCGCCUGAGCUCCAGGAUGGCAGAUGCAGACAUGUCGAACCUGACCGCAACGCCAACAAAAGAUGCCACGGCUGAGGACAUUGCAGAGCUCAAGCAAAACAUCAAUCGCAUCGAGGCGGAGCGCCAGAACAUCAACCGCCGCGCCGGUGCGUCGCUUAAGGGAGUCUUGUAG